This is a messenger RNA of Gavia stellata (red-throated loon), 3338 nucleotides long. It is a transcript of the gene MEAK7, whose product is annotated as MTOR associated protein, eak-7 homolog. Lineage: Eukaryota; Metazoa; Chordata; Aves; Gaviiformes; Gaviidae. Gene Ontology annotation, biological process: TOR signaling. The coding region runs from base 124 to 1536 and encodes 470 amino acids. The transcript is spliced from 9 exons. The record is from RefSeq and is a predicted model, not a curated record.
CGGGGGUGCCCUGCCGGCCACAGUCGUUUCCAUUAACCCUUUGGUGUUCACCCCCACGAUCGACAUCUUCCUCACAGGCAAACAAGGCUUUUGGGCCUGUACUGGUCAGUGAAGGUUGAAAAGAUGGGAAAUGCAGAAAGCAAUGCCUAUCAGAAUCACCUUUCCAGAUUUCUUCCUGAGGAGCAGUCUGACAUUGAUGGAGUAUUUGAUACCUUAUCAGGAUCAAGUGGCUCAGCUGGAGCAAAAAAUGGCAAAGCUACAAAGAAAACUGUGACUCUGGCAGCACUACAGGCGUAUAUGCGGGAGCCAUUACCAGAGCAAAUGACUGUUCGGUUAUACAACGGAAUGAAAAGUAUUGACCUGCCUGGGAAAUCGUCUGGACUGAGUGAACAGAUUGCUAAGGAGCAGUUUGUAAUUUUUAUGUCAAAUCUCUUAAAAGGGAAUGCAGAUGAGAAGAUUACCAUAAUAAUGAGAAUGAUCUCCAAGACAGAAGGGCCUGUGAAGGGCAAACAAAUCCACGAGUUCACAGAGGACCUGAUCAUGUCUGUAGUCCAUGUACUGAGCUACAGGAAGGAACUGAAAGGUUGGAAUUUGGAGAAUACUAGGGAUUCUGCAAGUGGAAUAAAGGCUCUGGCUUCUCAGCUACUAUCAGAAUUGAAGCUUGCAGAUGGAACAAAACCUGUGGGUCCUCAGCUGAUGGAGACAAAUUUUGAUGAAAGUGUCAUUGAGGAUUGGGUGUACCGAGUUCCACAGGUCUCAGUUUUCCUCAGUGUUGUUAUCAGGCAAGGCCUCCAUGUUCUCCAUUCUCUCCCAGACCAAACCAAAGACAUACUCAACCUGGUUCCAGGCUGCAAAGGCAUCAAAGGAAGAGGACUUGUCAGUCUCUUUGACAUCCCAUCCAUCAUAUACAUCAACUCCCAUCUGCCUGCAGAGCUACAGCACAAGUGGCGGCUUUUAUUUUCUUCUAGGCUUCAUGGAGAAAGCUUUUCACAGUUAUGUGGGCAUAUAGUGAACAAAGGUCCUUGCAUAGUGAUCUUAAAGGACUUGGAUGGUUAUAUCUUUGGUGGGUUUGCAUCUCACUCCUGGGAGGUGAAGCCACAGUUUCAAGGUGACAACAGAUGCUUUCUGUUUUCUGUUUUCCCCUCUCUUGCUGUAUACACAUACACAGGGUAUAAUGACCACUACAUGUAUUUGAACCACGGCCAACAAACAAUGCCAAAUGGACUUGGUAUGGGUGGACAACAUGGUUACUUCGGACUCUGGGUAGACAGUGACUAUGGGAAGGGACACAGUAAAGCAAAACCUCGAUGUACCACCUACAACAGUCCCCAGCUGUCAGCUAAAGAGGAUUUCACACUGGAUGCCAUGGAAGUUUGGGCAGUGGGAGACCUCCCUGAAAGCGCAGGGACCAAAGGUAAGAAGAGUAUCCUGGAUGUAGAUCCUGAGGCUCAGGCCUUAUUAGAAAUGGCUGGAAAAAGUCGUCAGAGUGAAGGUCUACGAGAACCCAUUGAAGAGGAGGAGGAUGAUGAUAACUAAAAGAAUCACAGUAAUCACAUGAAAAACCUUAAAACCUUUUUUUUUUUUUUUUUUGCUGCUCCUAAGUGUUAAUGUUCCUUGGACAGGAUAUUUUUUCCUCAUUUUUUUCCUUACAUUUACCUAAUUAUCUGGGAAUCUGGGACAAAGCUUAAGCUUCAUACUUACGUAAUAUUUAGGUCCAGUACAAUAAUACAAUAUCCUGCCUGAAGGGUUUUGUUUGGGGAGGACAGAAAAAUUAACUAGGUACUUAAUCUCUAAGUUCUAGCUGAAUAUGUCUUUGCUAGCAUUCCUCAUAGAUCCUGUCUGCAUACAGAAUUAAAAACAAAAGACGAAGUUGUAGACAGACGGCUUACUGACUUGGAGAAUUGAUAUGUGUUUAUAGAAAGACUGUUCAAGACACUGAUUAAGGCUCUUAUACCUCAACUGUACAUAUUUAUUCGCAUGCAAUGAAAUUAGUCAGUGAAGCUUGCAAAUUGUAAUGAUGUCUUAUAUUGGUAAACAUAGAAUAGUCCACGUGAUUCCAUGUGAAGGAUGCUAUUAAUUUGCAUUGCUCCAGUUAAAGCAUUAAAUUUCAUGUUUUCCAAGUCAGAUUUUCAGCAAGUGACUCUAUAUGGGCUGUAAGAUGUACAGAAUGCUAAGUAGACAGUAUCCAGUUUUAUAAUACUACACUACACCUUAAUGCAUUUCACUUAGGAGGUUUCUGCAGAAAUUUGCCUAUUGCUUUUUAAACUUAGUAGAACAGAGCCAUUGGGAGUCAUUCAGCCAUAUUAUAAGAAUGGGCCAUACCUCCAGCAGAAAUUCUAUAGGGAAGAUACCUUCUUUAGUAGCCUCACUUGAGACUGGAGUAGUAGAUCAGGCUGUAAAAAGGAUUAAGUAAGAAGCAUCCACAGUUAAUCGGCAAUAGUAUCUGCAGAUACCUUGUAAAAAAAAAAAAAUAAAAUCAGGGUUAUGUCUGUAACAUGUUUAAAGAAGACUGCUGUACACUUUAUUUCCACGCAAUUAAUCAUUACUGUAUUAGGAAAAAAAUGCCCGCAAUGUGAAAUGUAACUAGCGGGCUGGGGGUUUUGCUCUGGUUUUUUGGCUGUUCACUGGUCAACGCCAGUUUUGUCCGGUCUCAUACUCAGGGCUUUUUCUACUUGAAUCUCUUCACAUCUAUCAGUAAUUAUUAGUCUGACCUUGCUAAUUCUAUGGGUACUUAACUUGUCAAAAAUAACCCUAAUUUCUACCAGGGACUGUCAUUUCUAACUUGGCAAAUUGUGUUUGGUUAUUAGUAUGUAUGAUUGUCAGUCUUUCUUCUCCUAAGGAGAAGGACUGUAUCAAGUGCCCUUUGUCCUAGCAUGAGUUUGUCUUCUGUGCAGCUUAGAGCAAAAAAUGUGCUGUAACAGUCUAUAAAAUUAUUAUGAUCGUGAUUCCUGAUCAUGUGGCUUUCCUUCAAACUCUUUCCCUUAGUGUUUUCUUGUAUGUGGUCUUUCUUUUUUCCACCCCGUAUUUUUCGUAGGGAGCCAGAUUUGAAUAUUUUGAAUAAUCUGCACUUGUGCCUUAAUGUAGAUCCCAUUUUUAAAAAUUUUAUUAAACAAUAUGAAUUUAGCUUUGAAAAGAGAGCAUGAAGAAAUCACUCCAGCCAGACAUCCUAGAACUCAACUGUGCAUUUUGUAUGCUACCUGAACUAAUGAUUGGGACAUAUAUGCUAUCUGUUCCAGUACAGAGUAUACUGUGAAAGGCCUGAGCUAAUGUCCUUUUACCUUGUAUUUUCUUAAAUAAACCAGAUAGUCUCCCAAGUUUGUAACACACAGAAAAAAAAA